UCGUGCUAACGGCUAUCAGUGGCGCAGGAAACGUGCCGGGCAGCGUACAGCCAGCUCGGAAACCCAAAAAUCACAAAGAUGAGGCUGCAGCUCUUGUUUUUCCUCAGCCUGAGUGCUCUAGUCCGCAAAGGAGAAAACGCCAACGAUGCGGAGAGACGUAUGCAUCCAGUGUUCUCCUUGACGGAAUCCGGAUCCAACUUCAGAGGUCGCUCCAAGCGAGCCAUGCCCCAGAUCGUUUUCGAUGCCCUGAGGGCGGAGGAGCGAUACGCGGAGUACUGGCAGGGAUUGGCGACCCAAACGUUGGAGCAGCAGCUGGAGAGCAAGUCUAGACUGAACACCCAACUGGCCAGGAAUGUGAUGCUCUUCAUUGGCGAUGGGAUGUCCAUACCCACGAUCACCGCGGGUCGCGUUUACCUGGGCGGCGAGGAGAAGCAGUUCGCCUUCGAGCAGUUCCCGUAUGUGGGCCUCAGCAAGACCUACUGCGCCAACAUGCAGGUGGCCGACUCCGCCUGCACCGCCACCGCCUAUUUGGGUGGUGUCAAGGCCAACUACGGAACGAUCGGAGUGAGUGCGGCGGUGCAGUUCAAGGAUUGCCAGGCACAGGCGCUGCCGGAGCACCGUGUGUCCUCCAUCGCGGCCUGGGCCCAGAAAAAGGGAAUGGCCACGGGCCUGGUAACCACCACUUCGGUGACCCACGCCUCGCCGGCCGGAGUUUACGCGCACCUGGCCAACCGGAACUGGGAAAACGAUGCCGAGGUCGCUGGCGAUAAUGGUGACCCCACUCUCUGUCCAGAUGCCGCCAGCCAGCUGAUAAACAGCCCCGUGGGCCAAAUGCUCAAUGUGAUUAUGGGCGGAGGUCGUGAGAACUUCCUGCCACGCAGCGACACAGAUGCCAGUGGAGCACCUGGUCGCCGGCUGGACGGACGCAAUCUCAUCGAGGUAUGGAAGAAUCAGCACACAAACAGUGCUCAUUAUGUGGAGAACCGCAGGGAGCUGCUCAGUCUCUCCAAUCAGACAUCUCGAGUGUUGGGUUUGUUCGCCCCCUACCACAUGGACUACCAUCUGGAUGCGAAUGCCGCGGAGCAACCCACGCUGGAGGAAAUGGUGCAGGUGGCCAUGGACAUCCUGGAGCGGCAGAGUGCGGGGCGUGGCUACUUCCUGUUCGUGGAGGGCGGACGCAUUGAUCAUGGCCACCACGACACGUUGGCCCUGAGGGCCAUCGAUGAGACGGCGGAGUUCGACAAGGCGGUGAGAUUUGCGAGGAGCCACACCAGCACGGACGAUACCUUGAUCGUGGUCAGUUCGGACCAUUCACACACCAUGUCGCUGGCGGGUUACUCCAGCCGGAAGAACGACAUAUUUGGGAUCAACGAUGGGCAGUUGGCGGCGGAUGAUCUGCCAUAUGCCACUCUAAGCUAUGCCAAUGGACCGGGAUACGCCAGCAACAUUCUGAGGGAGGGAGGUGCUGUCAAGAGGAAGAAUCUGAGGGCCAUUAACAUGAAGAACAAGGACUUUAUGUUCCCCAGCACAGUGCCCCUGGAAUCGGAGACGCAUGGCGGCGAUGAUGUGGCCGUCUUCGCCAGUGGACCAUAUGCACAGCUUUUCUCAGGAGUCUACGAGCAGCACUUCAUCCCCCACGCCCUCGGCUACGCCUCCUGCAUCAGCGAUCGUAAUAUGUGUAUCGAUGGGGGCGUGGCAAGGAGUCCACGUUGAAACUUGACAGGGGGAUCAAGGUCGUUUGCGAAGUAAGGAGUCUCAGGGACCACUGUAUUAUUCUCGUAUAAGAGAGAAGAAAGUAGCUUAGUAAUUUUUUAAGAGGGGAAAUUAAAAUAAAUUUAAAAUAUAUUUAAAAACACAAAUGUUUCGAAACAUUUUACUUAAAUUGCAAAUACGAAAUGCAAAUAUCAAUAAUAGAUAAAAUCCGGAAAAAUGUGGAUUUCCUUUGAAAAGGUUUUGAAUAAAAUAGG
Molecule: messenger RNA, 1967 nt
Organism: Drosophila rhopaloa
Lineage: Eukaryota; Metazoa; Arthropoda; Insecta; Diptera; Drosophilidae
Product: alkaline phosphatase
Exons: 2
Coding region: 79-1713 (544 amino acids)
Biological process (GO): dephosphorylation
Molecular function (GO): alkaline phosphatase activity
Source: RefSeq, a predicted model, not a curated record